This is a messenger RNA of Bactrocera latifrons, 2612 nucleotides long. RefSeq lists its product as uncharacterized. The record is from RefSeq and is a predicted model, not a curated record. The transcript is spliced from 2 exons. NCBI's taxonomy places the organism in Eukaryota, Metazoa, Arthropoda, Insecta, Diptera, Tephritidae. The coding region runs from base 345 to 1316 and encodes 323 amino acids.
AGUACAGUGUUGCUGUGUUUCACCAGUGUUGCUUCGAAACGCACGCAAAUCGUUUGUUGUGAAACAACGAAUGAGCGAAGGAAAACGUGCAAAGAAAAGCAGACAUUUUGAUUUAGUUUUUUUUUUUUGAUUUUCGUAUCGGUAUUUAGUUGCAAAUUUCAUAUGUAAUUUUUCGCGUUUUGAAAUUACUUAUAUUUUGUUUUUACAUUAAGUGCGCACAAUUUAAUGUUGGAGAUUUCAACAAUUUCGGAAAAAAUAUCGACMCAGCCUUAUAGCAAACUAAAGAAGCCAAGUUGUAUGCAAUAAAAGUUGGUGCGAAAAUAUUAUAAAAAACGCCAUUAAACAUGUCUUGGGUACCAUCAACUGACUUUGAAGAGGAAAUUGUUGAUUCACAACCGGGGCAUAAUUUUAUUUUUGGUCAACUGUGUGAACCAACACAACAAACUUUUUAUCCACGUCCAAAAGAACAUUUGGAGUUUGUAGCGCAACAAAAAUCUGCGAAAAAUAAACGUGAAAACACUUUAACAAAUUCUCAAAAUYAUAAAUUGAAUCUUAUUGCAAGGGUGCAGCGUAUUGCUGGUACUAAACCGUUGGGUGAACAACCGACCAUCAAUGAUUGGGAUGACAAUGACAAUGUAGAACGCGAAACUAUCGCUUUGAUGAGACAUGUUGGUCUCGGUCCUAGUUUGGAGCAACCAUUAGACGAAGUCCGCACCAUAGCCACACAUCCCAUAACAGAGGAGAUGAAAAUAAAUAGAAAUGGACGCAAACACAUGCCAGUAUUUUUUGAUGAGAAAUUUUUUGAAUUAAAACCGCGUGUUUCCCGCUCAUCCUCAUCUUCUGGCAACAAUAGUCCUGUAAUUGAUGAUGCUAAGACUAACCUUAAUGAUUCCUGCGCGUCACAGAAGAGCAGCAGCAGCCAUGCCACAUCAAGUGAAUUAGCGAAUGAUCGAUCUUCUGAUACUCUUAAUAGUGGAUUUGAGAGUGCAAUAGAUAUUGUCGGUGAUGAGGACAGUUUUGAGACUGCACGAGGAAGUGAUAAGGGGUACAGACCGCAAAAUUGGAGAGGAAAUGAAGUAGAAAAAAAUGCACAAAAUUGGCGCAAAAAUGACACAUUUAUUAAGAGUCAAUCAUGGAGGAGUACGAAAGCAACAUACGCAAAUAGAAAUGGAAUUAAUAGAGAAAGUCAGAAUAAUGUAUGUAAUUGGCGUUCUUCAGCCGAUAAACCAAGUAGUAAAGAGAAGAGAAUUCAAAUGAAAUCACCUUUAUUAUGUUCACCCAAAGAAUUGUAUGAAAAGAAACGUCAAAUAAUUUAAAAACGACAGAAAACAAAAUUCAGGAUAAAUAUAAUUUUAUAGGUGGUGAAAAAUUAAAAACAAAUCGGUUUCUAACAAAAUUUAACUAUUAAUUUUUAAUUGGCAGUUGUGGGAAAAAUACAUUGUUUUAACAGUACUUUAAAUUUKUAUUGUAAAAAUUACAUAAAACAUAAUAAAUAUCUUGGAGUGCACGUCUGUAAAAUUAUAAAAUCUAACUGUCAAAAGUCAUAGACGUCAUAUAUAAAAAACUUACUACUUUUUGCGGGUUCAAACAGUGUAACCAUAAAAAUAAAAAAAAAAAUAAAAAACUAACUUGUUGAAAAGGGAACGAAAAAAUAUAAAAUUUAUGAUGAUAUGAAGUGAAGAUACUACGUAUUUGAUUGAAGAGUUUACAUUCAAAUAGCAUGUGUUCCAUACUAUUUAACCAUUAUGUUCUAUAUCAUCAUUCGUUUCUAAAGCAAUUUAUUGAUUUAUGAUGAAAAGAAAAAUCCYACUUGUCUGUCUAAAACUGUUAAUUUUGAAGAUAUUUUAAAUUUGCCAAUAAUAAGCAAUUGGUUAAUACAUAUACAACUGUACACCGGUAUCCAUACAUAUUAGAGGCAUAACUCUUUUUUGAGAUAUAUCUUGCAUGUGUGUUGCAAAACUUUUUCCCCCAUUACACAUUCCUUUUUUAUACCAUCGUUUUGCAACAUGCAUUUAUAAAAUCUAAAAUUAUAAAAAUGAAGCAAUUUAUACUUAAUACUUUAGAAUAAAGUAUAUAUUUMAAAUGUGUACACUGGUACAUUGCCGAGCAAUAUAUAAAACCCUUUAUUAAGAACAAURUACCGUUAAAAGACCUGUCUAUAUGUAUAGUUUGAUAAAUAUAAAUGUACAUAUAAAAGUAUAACACAAAGGACAAAUAAUUGUCUAAGCGAGAUCCAUCGAUUUUAGAUCAAACCUUCUUCUUGUUGUUGUAACGGCAGAAUUCUUUCAAAUUCAUCAAACCUUCUUCUUAAUUGGCGUAUAAGUCCUCAGAAAACGCCAUUGCUUUUGCAAUAUAUACAUAUUAUUUUAGCAAAAUAUGGUAUCCUUAAAAUUUUUWCGAUAAAUAAUAGUUUUACCCUUCAUGAGGUAGAGCGCAAGUUAAUUGACAUUGAAGUCAUCUAACGGGAGUACAGGAAACAAGUGGUUUCGAUAGAACUAUAGGGAGUUGGUUUAAUGGGGUAUUUUGUUCUUGUUGUAACUGUAGAAACCAUUCCUGAAAUAAUUUUCAAGAACACCGCCGAAAUGACAGCGACCUACGCUCUAUUGUGCACU